This is a messenger RNA of Beauveria bassiana ARSEF 2860, 441 nucleotides long. RefSeq lists its product as uncharacterized. Lineage: Eukaryota; Fungi; Ascomycota; Sordariomycetes; Hypocreales; Cordycipitaceae. The transcript has 2 exons. The record is from RefSeq and is a predicted model, not a curated record. Bases 1 to 441 code for a protein of 146 amino acids.
AUGCCUGACGCCUCCUCCAACAGCCUCAAGUCCCUCGACGACUUUCGCAUGAACAAUAUGCAGAUGCAGGGCGUCCCUCCUUCCGUCUACAUGCAGCACCAGACCAGCAGCAUCAGCAGUCACAGAAGGCUCCUCAGCAAGGCUCCUCCCAAGGCAACUGGCAAAUGUACAACGUCCACUACAUUUCUCAACCGCCCAAGGGUGGCGAGGCCUGCCUCUCCGAUAGACCGCCAUCACAUGCUAUGCCGACCUACUCAAGGCAAUUCCUUGUCCGAUGAAGGGUGGCGACGACGCUCCGCCAGCCUCUCACGGGCAGUGUUCCUAACAAGCGGUCCAAAUGGGCUGGACCGCCUGAACCGCCUACUUGGUCCAGUCCAGUCCAGCGAUUUUGGUGGACCAGGCGGUCCGGUUCAAGCAGGCUUUCUAUCCAUACGCGUAUAG